UUCCCGCCAGCUUGAGUAGAUCGGCACUGCAGAGUCUGGGGACCGUAGCGCGGUCCCCAGUAAACCAAUUUCCAGGGGGCAGGGCCGAAUUCCACAUGCCCAGCUUCCACUGCGCAUGGGGCAAUUACAACGACGAAAAACGUGCACGAUGAUCCGGACUUUUGGGCUAACUCAAUCGAUUCGUGGCCGGAAUUACGUGCUGGCUGCGCCAAAAGGACAGGCGCCGUCGAUGUGUUUUGAUAUCUUCUGUUUGCUCUGGGCAUUCACUCUUGUCAUUCUUUUUUGAGGUCGCGAUUGAAUUGUUUUUGUUUCAAUAUGAAAAUCAUAAGCUCCCUCGUUUCGCUUUCCGCUUUCAGCAGUGUCGCCUCUGCGUUUCCCUCCGUGGCCGGGGAUUCAUUGCUACCAGCCGAUGUAAUUACCAAGUUGGCUGAAGGCCUACGUGGCGUUGCCCAAGAAAGCCAUGAAAAGCGAUUUCUGGUUGACCCGUUGAGUACGCCAAUUGACGUAACGGGAGACCAUUCCUUCAUCCCUCCUGACUUUUCAGCGGGUGACCAGCGUGGUCCUUGCCCAGGACUUAACGCCCUGGCGAAUCAUGGAUAUAUCGGGCGCAAUGGCGUCACAAAUGUGAUAGAGGCAACUGCAGCAAUCAAUAAAGUGUUCGGGAUGAGUGUUGAACUGGGUGGCCUUCUCGCCGUCAUGGGGACGGUUUUUGUUGGCAACCCUCUCUCUUUGGAUCCAGGAUUCUCUAUCGGAGGGGAAUCGACUGCGGUGAGCAAUCUCCUUGGCAAUCUGCUUGGGUUGUUAGGAAAGCCGCGGGGUCUGGUCGGCUCCCAUAACAUCAUUGAGUCAGAUUCGUCAAAUACUCGCAACGACUUAUAUUUGACCGGUGAUAAUGCCAACCUAGAGCUUAACCAAUUUUCAGAAUGGUUUAACAUGUCCAAUGAUGCUGUCGGCGACUUUAACAUCGAUGUCAUGGCUGAGAGAGCAAAUGUACGCUUCCAGCAGUCGAAAGCUACCAACCCGAACUUCUACUAUGGUCCAUUCACCGGCAUGAUCGCUCGCAAUGCCGGAUUUAUUUUCCCCACGAGGAUGUUUGCCAAUUACUCCAAGGAGAAUCUUUCGGGCUCGUUUACCAAGGAUAUCAUCAAGAGUUUCUUCGCCGUCGAGGGAGAACCAGGCAAUUUUACUUACAACCAGGGCUGGGAAAGGAUUCCAGAGAAUUGGUAUCGCAUUCCCGUCGACUAUACUCUCGUCCAGUUGAACCUUGAUAUUCUCUACUUUGUUGCAAAGCACCCCGAGCUUGGCAGCAUUGGUGGCAACACUGGAACUGUGGAUAGUUUCACGGGCGUUGACAUGGACGACCUGACUGGUGGACUCUUGAAUGCUCAGACUCUUCUUGAGGGCAACAACCUUCUCUGCUUCGUCUUCGAGGUCCUCAAGACUCUCUCACCCAACUCCCUGUCAACCGUCUUUGAUAUCAUCGAAGUCCCUCUCCAGAUGCUCUUUGAUACCGUUGGUGCUGCACUUCUCGACUUGACUUGCCCAGCUUUCAAGGAUUUGACGGUUGGUGGCCAGGGCUUGGGGGACGCCAUAGAGUCUAUGUUCCCAGGAGCUGCAAAGGGCAGCAUCUAAGAGGCUGCCAGCAAAGAUACUCGGAGUUUGGUUUUUCCCAAAGAUUGAUAUAUUGUCACAUAGAUUUGUCUCGCCGUGGACAUCUAAUAUUGACGCGCAACGCUUCUAUAUGACGAGAUAGUUACUGUUACAUAGUGGUUCACAUGCCCUGAGGUUCACCUAUUACGCCUGAUGGCAUCGGCAAAACUGUUACUGUAGUAUUGUAUAAUAUAAAAUAAAUAAACAUAUAGCCCGAACUCCUUCUAGUACAAAAUUGACAGCC
Messenger RNA from Pseudogymnoascus verrucosus, 1894 nucleotides. RefSeq lists its product as uncharacterized. The record is from RefSeq and is a predicted model, not a curated record. The transcript has 7 exons. NCBI's taxonomy places the organism in Eukaryota, Fungi, Ascomycota, Leotiomycetes, Thelebolales, Thelebolaceae. Gene Ontology annotation, molecular function: peroxidase activity. Bases 316 to 1632 code for a protein of 438 amino acids.